This is a messenger RNA of Schistosoma spindalis, 3102 nucleotides long. The record is from the annotation of a GenBank genome assembly. NCBI's taxonomy places the organism in Eukaryota, Metazoa, Platyhelminthes, Trematoda, Strigeidida, Schistosomatidae.
AUUAAGACAGCGGGUGGAUUGGAAUUGUUUGGCGUUUUCACUGUGAUCGUCCAGAUCUUCGAGCUCAUAACCACUAUGUUUAGUUGGGUAGUAUUUUAUUCUUUUGAGCCAAAAUGACCUAUAUUUUGAUACAGUUUUAUUCGUACACUCAAAAGACUCCAUCAUCUUUGUCCUGUUAACGUAAACGGACUUCGAAUUUUACGAUCGUAAAUAUAGGGAUAAUUCACUUUAAAUACAAAAUUUAGUUUAAUGAGUUUAUCAUCAACGAUAAUCAAUAUUUGGAUAAAAUAAUAGAAGCGAAUGUCACGAAAUUAUACUACAUCUGCGGCCUCGAGCGAAUAACCCAAAUUGGCUAGAGGAUGUGUGAACUUAAGAUAUGAUUGUGGUUAAUAUGUUGCUGUAACUCGUGACUUCCAUUAAAUUCUGUAUUUCGGAAGUGUUAGGUCUUGGGCUACGAAUUAGGGUCUAGUUAGAAUAUGCACUACAAUUUGAAUCCAAAGAUAUCUGUAUUUAGUGCCAACAGUAAUUUCAAGACUAAUAACCUGUUUUCCCUGUUUUUAUAUGUUUCAAAGUUCUAUAAAAGCUGCAUUCUGUCUGUCCUUGAUUGAUUAGCCUCAAGAUUGUUUUUAAAUUUGCUUAGAGUCUUUGGCAAAAUAUAAUUUUGCCGCAACUAUUUCCGUUACACCACUUGAAUAGUAUAACGAAUUUUUAAAAAACUGUACUGUGGAGAUUUAAAGUUAGGGUUUAUAUCACGGACUGACAUCAUUCGUAAUGCUCAAGUGCUAUCUAAUCAUAUGAAUGAAUGAAUUUCGCGUCAAAACGUAAGUUUUGUUAUCUUAGGUCUUGCUGGUUCGUCCAACAAUCAUAGUUUCGCCGCCUUUCUUUUUAAAGAGCAAUGGACGAACGAAUGGGGCCACCCAAUCCGCCUUUGAUCUAAAAGUCUAAUUCACAAAACAGUAGAGCAACGUCAGAAGAUUGAGUCCCAUGGUAGCCGGUGACCAAUAAUUGGUUCAUAUGCCAUUUGUCCUACUCAGGACUCUAAAGCCCAUUUUCACGGUUGGUUUGGAAUCAGGAUUUUUCAAAUCCUCUAAACCGAUCCUCUAUAUCUAAUUGCCCGGUUAAAGCGCCGGACAUUCGCUUUUCGUCCUCUCAAAUUUGCACCCCCCCACCGCGAGAAGGCAGUGGGUAGGAAUUCCCAGUCAGUGGCUGUAUACGCGUUAUUAAAUGAAAGCAAUUCGAGAUGGAGAGCUGACUCCACCCUCAACCGUAUUUAGAGGCACUAUGUAUACAAUAACAAUAACUCGUUAUUAUAAUAAUGUGUUUUGUCACAGUAUUUUAAAGGGCGACCUAUUUUUGUCUUGACAGAUCGUAACUCUAAACAAGAUGGAUGUACAACCAUCGCUCAUGAACUUCAGCGAAAAGUUUUAUGGGAAGAUAUUGGAAAAAAACCAGAGCACGCUGGAGAAUACUUUUCUCUCUCCUUUCAAUAUCUAUACUACCCUUGGAAUGGUUUUGUGCGGCAGUGCAACGAAUACAAAAGCUGAAAUAAUAAAAACAAUGCAAUUAUCUGGAUGCUUAAAACAUGAUAAACUUCAUAGUGGGAUUAGGGACCUCCUAAAUGACUGUUCAAAACCUGAUGAUGUUGAGAUUAUCUUUAGCAGUGGACUUUUUGCUGCACAUGAUGUUAGUAUUCAGCACCAAUUCAAAGUUCAUUUAAAGACUUACUAUAAUGCACUGAUAGAACAUGUGACAUUUCAGACGAAUAAAGAAUAUGCUCGUGAACGAAUAAACCAAUGGGUUAGUGAACAAACCAGCGGAAAGAUCCAACAACUUCUCUCAUCUGAGUCCCUAAAAGAAGACACAUCGGUUGUAGUGUUAGCUACUACAUAUUUCAAAGGUUUAUGGAAAUCGGCUUUUCCUGUGUUCAACUCUUACAAUGAUAAGUUUUCUUGUCUAGACAAGUCAAAAAUAGACGUAACGUUUAUGCAUAUUAAUUCCUCAUUCAACAUGGUCAGCUUGCCACAUUUAAAGUCACGAGCUAUCAAAAUACCUUUUAAAAAUCCUAAUGAACAAAAUUUUGGGUUCGUUCACAAAAAUCUUCAUGCUAUUCUUUCAGCCACUGAAUUAUGAGUUUAUACUAUAAAAAAAGAUGCGCUUCUUUCCGAAUUACUAACCAUUUGGGUUUAUGCAGCAAUCAGAUCUGUAAAACCAAGGUGAUAAAAAGUUUCAUAGUUUUCAUGAGAAAAAAUUCAAAAAUGUUUGAUUCUCAUUAUUGGUUGUUCUUCCAAACACAAAUGACGGAUUACCUGAUUUACUGAAAUCAUUGUCUAAAAACAAAAAAAUUUCAUCAAUUCUUUCUUCUAAAUUUAUGGAGACCAGUGUAAAUUUGUAUUUACCAAAGUUCAAACUGAAGGAAGGCAGUGCUAUUAGCCUUGUAGAAUAUCUACAGAAAAUGGGAAUGAAGGAUGCUUUUUGUCCAGGAUCAGCUAACUUUAAAAAUAUGUCUGAAUCAAGUAAUUUUUGUAUCGGAGAUAUACUUCAUAAAGCUAUUCUUGAAAUUGCUUUUACCUGUUAAGAUUGUGAAAUAAACUUGAAGCGCUCGUCGGUCGUAGUCAGUAUGGGUGAGAUUUGAUUUCUGCCUACUUGUUUAUACAGGAAUUUAUACUUGCGAGUAAUGCGUCCUGCUAUUUAUUCGGAGCCACACCUUUCAACAUAUAGAGCUGAUUGCUAGUUUGAUGCAUAGGACUCUAUCGAAAUAUUGAGUCAACUUAACACCAGUAACGUGUAUCACACGGAUGGACUUCGAUAAGAUAAUGUUUCGUGAUUUCUCACUUGACCUCUUUGUCAUGAAAUAAUUUUGAAUGUAAUAAACUCUGGGUAGUCAUGAGUGACAUUGAUAUUUCAAAAUAAUGUUGCUCAUUGAGAAACGAUCUGUUUAGUUUGUUGAAAUAUCACGACCAGCCGCAGCAAUAACUUUGACGUUCUCUAUUCGUCUCUUGGAGUCAGUGAUGGUAAUCCACGAAGAGUCACAGAAUGUGGUAAUCUUUGAGAAGUAAAUUCAGAUAGCCGUGUAGAAUAGUUAUGUUGGUCAGAAAGUUUGGG